This is a messenger RNA of Macroventuria anomochaeta, 252 nucleotides long. Its product is annotated as heterokaryon incompatibility. The transcript has a single exon. Lineage: Eukaryota; Fungi; Ascomycota; Dothideomycetes; Pleosporales; Didymellaceae. The record is from RefSeq and is a predicted model, not a curated record. The annotation marks the transcript as partial.
UAUGUUGCUCUAUCACAUUGCUGGGGUUCCAGCCAGAUUUGCGUCACUAACAGGAGUAACUCGGAACUUAGAAAAGCAGGUAUCCCCUGGGAAAUGAUACCUAAGACCUUCCAAGAUGCUAUCCAGCUUUUCCUCCAGCUUGAUAUAAGAUACAAUUGGAUCGACUCGCUACGCAUCAUACAAGACGACAUAGAGGACUGGAACAUCGAAUUCGCAAAAAUGGCGGACAUUUACCAGCUCACUUCAUUGGUA